UGAAGGAAGGAAGGACUAAGGGCAAAAUAGUCUUUUGAUAAUUUAUUGAAGUGCUUAACCCCAAAUCUCUUCCAUUUAAACGCACAUAUUCGAGAAGUGUAAUAUUUCAAUCCUCCUUGGACUCUGAAGAUUUGCUUACAAUUUAAGACCCGAUUUCGACCCGAUUUAAGAGGGAGGAGAAAACACAAGUGUUGUAUUGUCAAGGUUGGGCGAAAGGACAUCAGACAGUAGAGAAGGAAGAUGAGUUCUCCAGUACCCAGAAGAGAGAGUCCAUGGGGUUUGCCAGAAGGUGAUAACAGACAACCUAAGGCUCAUAGAUGCAACGACCGUGUUGAGGAUGUUAUUCAGGCAUGUUUUGAAGGCAAUCCAUUUAAAACGAUACCGGGGCCUUUCAAGCUAUUCUGGCGGUGCAUGCGUUCUAAGCCUGGGGAAGAGCCUACUGAGCCAUUCUACUACUUGCAAUUGGAACCUCCCAAGAGAGAAGUGAACCUUGAGUAGAGCUUCGUUUUUGUUAAUUUCUAAACCUGUAAUGAGGUUGUUUAUGAAUCUUAUCACUCUAGGUUGUGUUACUUGGUGACAACAAUCUGCACUUCAGAAGGUGGUUCAUGGCGCAAAUUUCCCUCAAUGAAGAUUGGAAGUUCAUGUUAUUUUAUUUCCUGUUUCUGAAUAAGCACGAAUAUCUAAUAUGAAAUGAUGUUGAUACAGAUAGAAUUUUGAGAUACUAUACUGUUCUGUUCAUGUCGAAGCAAUGGUACAAUUGCGCAAGUGUUGGCCACAAAUGUGGUAAAAGUA
This is a messenger RNA of Solanum lycopersicum (tomato), 792 nucleotides long. RefSeq lists its product as uncharacterized. The record is from RefSeq and is a predicted model, not a curated record. NCBI's taxonomy places the organism in Eukaryota, Viridiplantae, Streptophyta, Magnoliopsida, Solanales, Solanaceae.